CAAAAGGCGUAGUACUGCAGGUUGUUUUGUUGUAUCUUGCCUCUGUAUAGAAGCCUAACCUUUUUACAGUGAUCAAAGGAGACCUGACCCCUUUGGGCGUGAUCUGUGUGUAACAGCAGACUAACUUUGUGGCUGUCAGCUGACUUGCUCAGUUAAGUCUCUGUGUGAGGCUAGUCAAUGGGAAUCAGUCUUGAAGAAAGAGGAUAUAGUAAAAGAUGGGAAAGAAAUCACUAUGCCUCCUGGUUGCUUCUGUUCUGAUUGCCUAUUAUGUUUACAGCCCGCUUCCAGAGAAUAUCGAGGAAGGCUGGAAACUGAUGCUGAUCGAUGCUGGCUUUAGAACCUUAGGACACAUGGCUGGCAUCGCUGAGAAACUGGGUCUUGCCCAUUACAUGGAAACAAUGAUGAUGCUCACAUAUUUAGAAAAUGUAGCACCAGUAUCAGAUGAUAAGGUCACUGUAACAGACACAAAAAUGAAUGAUGUUCCAGUUCGUCUAUAUGUCCCUAAAGAAAAGCCUGACUCUUUGAAAAGGGCAGUAAUUUUUAUUCAUGGAGGUGGAUGGUGUCUUGGAGCGGCAGCCAUGGGUUCCUACGACCUCCUGUCAAGAUGGACAUCUGAAAGAUUAAAUGCAGUCGUCAUAUCAAUUGAGUACAGAUUGGCACCAAAAUAUCAUUUUCCGGUUCAGUUUGAAGAUGUAUAUGCAGUAUCAAAGUACUUCCUGCAAAGGAGUGUUCUUGAACAGUACAAAGUAGAUCCAGAAAGAGUAUGCAUUUCAGGAGACAGCGCAGGAGGGAACUUGGCUGCAGCUGUAACACAGCAGCUUCUAGAUGAUCCUGAUGUCAAAGUUAAACUGAAGAUCCAAGUUUUAAUCUACCCUGCUCUUCAGACCAUUGACAUGAAUUUGCCAUCCUAUCAAGACAAUAGAAACAUGCCAAUUCUGCCUAAAUCUUUAAUGCUCAGAUUCUGGAGUGAAUACUUUACCACCGACCUCUCUCUAUUGGAAGCUAUAGAAACCAACCAGUAUGUUCCUCCAGAAUUUAGUCAUUUAUUUAAGUUUGUAAACUGGAGUGAAUGGCUACCUGAAAGGUUUAAAGGAGACCAUGUUUAUACCAGCCCAGUACCAGGAAAUUCAAAGGUUGGAUGGAAAUAUCCAGAGUUCUUUGAUCCAAGAGCAGCACCUCUGUUGGUUGAUGACAUCAAGUUGCGUGGAUUACCCCUGACAUAUGUUAUCACGUGUCAAUAUGAUGUCUUGAGAGAUGACGGACUCAUGUAUGUCUCACGUCUUAGAAAAGCAGGAGUUCCAGUAAUACAUGAACACCUCGAAGGUGCUAUUCAUGGAAUGCUAUUGAUGAAUUCAGGUCUAUUAUUCUUAAAUGGGGGACAGAUAGCAGUCAAUAACUACAUUGAGUGGUUAAAUAAGAACUUAUGAAGGAAACAUGUCUGUGGAUAGAAUGGCUUUGUGCUCUGAUUCACUCAGGCUUUGUUUUAUACUGAUUUUUUCUUCUUCAAGGAAGAAAUUUCUCUUUUCAGUGAAUUAUUUUGAUAUGAUGGUUCUUUGGAUAUUGUAAUUGAUAUAGAAUCAUUUCCACCCUCUCUUUUGACAAGACAGAGAUAAUUUUGGUUUUUUUGCUCCUUUGUCAAAUUGUUCUUAAUUUAAAAUAAAAUAUCUAUCAAACCUUUUAGUAUGAACUUGCUGUUUUUAUAGAUGUGAAAGCUUGGGGAGAAAAUUGGGUAAAUGGGAAUAAAACUCUUUUCCAUCAGUGA
Molecule: messenger RNA, 1762 nt
Organism: Anolis sagrei ordinatus
Lineage: Eukaryota; Metazoa; Chordata; Lepidosauria; Squamata; Anolidae
Gene: AADAC
Product: arylacetamide deacetylase
Cellular component (GO): membrane
Molecular function (GO): carboxylic ester hydrolase activity
Source: RefSeq, a predicted model, not a curated record